Molecule: messenger RNA, 2968 nt
Organism: Rana temporaria (common frog)
Lineage: Eukaryota; Metazoa; Chordata; Amphibia; Anura; Ranidae
Exons: 5
Coding region: 122-2800 (892 amino acids)
Biological process (GO): regulation of transcription by RNA polymerase II
Molecular function (GO): RNA polymerase II cis-regulatory region sequence-specific DNA binding; DNA-binding transcription factor activity
Source: RefSeq, a predicted model, not a curated record
GAGGCACUUCCGGUGUGGACGGUUGCAGGUGUGAGCCCGGAGAAUCCGGUAAUUCCGCCGUCAGCAGGUUGCAAAUACCUCGGCCCGGACGUUCCUCUCUAUUGUCCAGAUUAACUGAACGAUGGAUCGGCAUAGUGGAAACAAUGCAUCUCAGUCACAAAGCCUUAACCAAUUAUCAACCAUAAACAAUCCAUCGUUGCCUCUAGGUUCAGGGCAGCAAGCAUCCAUCUUGCAAGUCGGUGGUCAGUCUUUCCUGAUAUUGACCGCGGGGCAAUCAUCGUCUCCACUUCAGGGUCUUGGAGUUAAUUUGGUAUCAGUUGGUGGACCUGAUGCUUCCUUAUUACAGACUGGUGGACCCCAAGAACAGCUUCUUCAAGGAAGGUGUGUUCAACCAGCUAUCAUUCAGAUUGGUGGAAUCCAACCUCUCUUUAACCAAACUGGAAGAGUUCAGCCCAACGUUGUCCAGAUUCGUGGUCCUCAGCCUGCUACUAUACAGCUUGGCCCUGGUGUUCAGCCACAAACCGUCCAAGCCAAUGAGUUCAAACCAUCUCAGUCCAUCAGUCCACUUGACACUAGAGUUCAGGUUGGUGAGCUGCGGUCUUUAUCAGUUCAAGGUGGACAUACAGUUCCACCUCAAUUGGCAACUUCGCAAAUUCAUGCUCCCAAAUUUACGAGCGUGCCUUUAGUUGAGGGCAGAGUUCAGUCAGUUAUAACCCAGACCGGUGGUGCUACGCCUCUCUUAAACCAAACUAGUAGAGCUCAACCAAGUGCUGUCCAGAUUGGUGGCCAUGUGACUUCCUCAGUCCAGGUGGGUUCUACCACUCCUCUGGGAAUGGUAAAGACUAAAACAAGCAAAAUCAGGACUCAGACUACGACAGAAAAAACAUUUCACCCUGCUGUAGUUCAGAAGAGUGGAACAAUGCCACCCUUGAGUGAGACUGGAAGAUUUCAGGGCAGGAUUGCCCAGUUUGGUAGGCUUCAGUCUUCCUCGACCCAAGUUACAAGUGCUGUUCCAAUACAGACUGAAUUUUCCCAGUCCCAUGCCACGUUUAAGACAGAGCCUGGACUUGAAGAGCCGGCUGAGAUGCUAACAAUCCAAGCUAGCGGACAUUAUGCAGAAACUACCAAUGCGAUUCAUUUUGGUACCCCAACAGUUCAGCCAAGCCUAUUCCAACCAUCGUUGGGGCAUGCUGGUGGUAGACUCCACACGUUGGCUCCCCAAGAAAAUGCUUUAACCAAAAAGAACAAACAUUCCUCAACAAAGAAGGGAUCCAAAUGUCAGCAAGACACCCCUAAAUACACAGACGUUGCGGGCUCAGCCUACGAUCUGAUAAAAAUGGAGCACACUUACACUAACACAACCAAGAUGAGCAAAAGCAUUGGGACACAAGCAAAAAUCUCAUCAAAGAGUAAAAGUCAAGCCAUUCAGUUUCCUGAGAACAGUUUUGGGGAACCUGAAGUGCCGACCUACCAGGAAUGUUCCACACAGUGUGAGGAAUCCUUCUGGCCUGAAGGAGUUGGUUUUCGGCAGAACAGAGAAUCUUAUCCCGAAAAAGUGGAAAUCGUACGAGAUCCCGAACCAGAGAGCGUCGGCGUAUUUUUUCCGGGGGCUUCUCUCGGGGACAGUGAUGAAGCGUGGAACAUGGAAGGAGCCGAGAAGUGGAUACACAAAUCUUAUCAGGCUGAACACCCGCACUUUGAUGACAUAGCGGUUUAUUUCACAGAAGAGGAGUGGGCGUGUUUAAACGAUAAAGAGAGAAACCUGUAUAAGAGGGUGAUGAUGGACAAUUACUGGAACCUCGUGGCUGUAGGGAAGAUAAGUGUAACGCCCCCGUUGAUAUCAAAGAUUGAGAGAGGAGAAGAGCCCUGCAUAAGGAGCCUACAGCAGGCUGACCACAAGCAGUUCUCAGACCAUGCCGAUGAUGUAUCAAGCCAGAAUAUCUUCGCUGAAAGUUAUAAUAUUCAACGCUUCUACGAACGCUUAAAAAUGAUCACCACUCCCAUGAGGCUUGCCAAUGCCGGCCUGACUGAGACCAGAAUAAUGUCUGACCCGUCGUCUUGUGAGCCAUCUCAGGCUGCCCAGGGUGAGCCCAGGAUUAAAAACCCCGGUGAUCAGUGUCCUUACAAGCCUUUCCUGAAGGAAAAACUGGUGAUCAACGAGAGGCCCUUCCGUUGCGUCAAAUGUGAGCAAACGUUCAAGCUGUUUGGCAAUCUCAGCCGUCACUAUCAAAGGGUGCACCAAAGCGAGAACCACCUCACUUGUUCCGAAUGCGGUAAAAAAUUCUCAAAUAUGAAAGCUCUCCUUCUCCAUUUGAUGAGACACACGGGAGAGCGACCCUUCAUCUGUACGGGUUGCGGGAGGACUUUCACAUCCCAGGUUUGUCUCAACAACCAUUAUGGGUUAAAUUCGAAAAAGAAGAAGCAGUACGAGUGCUCGGAAUGCGGGAAGAACUUCACUCUGAAACAUUGCCUCAUCAAACAUGAGCAGCUUCACCAAAUGGAUAGGCACAACGUGUGUCUGGUCUGCGGGAAGAAGUUUGUGCAUGAGUCCGGCCUUCGGCUCCACGAGAAAAUCCAUGGCAGUCAUUACAUCUGCUCCCAGUGCGGGCAAAAUUUCAGCUGCAAGGAGGACUGUGAGAAGCACAUGCUAGACCACAGGCAGAUGCAACUGUUUGUAUGCACUGAAUGCGGUAAUGCCUUCUUCGACGAAAGCCAGCUCAUCGAGCAUCAGAAACUGCACCAGGCCGACUACACCAACUUGUAUCCUGACCUGGUGAUCAAGGUGGAGGAAGAAGAUUGAAGAAAUGUUUAAUGGCAAACUUUAGUUUGUGGGCUGAGCUACAUUGGCAAUUUUGAUUGCAGUUUGUGAGAAGGAGGUUUUUGGUUCUAGAGCAAACUUUCCAAACAAAGAGACAGUUUACUGUCCUUCAGACUUUAGGGAGGCCAGACUGUGGCCAUUGGGAGUAGA